UUGCAUAACAUGCAAACAAUUGUUGUGUUUUUGCAUGUCAUAUUCCUUGUUAAACCGGCUUUCAUUAUUAAUAUUUACAUUUCAGGAACGGCAGAUGAUAUUUACAUAGAUCAGAUGAUAUCCAAACCAUCAUCAGAGUAACUGCGCUUGCACUGGAGAAGAUGUCGUUGCCUGAGCAAAUGACAAACAAUCUGGAAAAGAUGAAAAGUGGAUUUGGCACAUUUCCAUUUACUAUUGCAUUAUUCGGAUUGGAAAUGUUAAUGGAUCGUGAAUUUUCUUGCCCGUGUGACCCAGGUCUCAACGUGACCCUGAUCGUCUUCCUCUUCGUCGGUCCUGCUUUCCUGGCUCUGACUGUGUUGGUGUUCAUUCGGAGACCUUGUAAACGUAAAUCGCAGAGUUCCGCUGAGGUCUUUUCAUUUUGUCUGAUUCCUCCUUCACUGUGGAUCUUUCUGCUGUUGUUUGAGGGGGAAUAUUUGGCUUGUGGUUUGGCGCACUGGGAAGGAGACUACGUUUUGGAUGAAGGGCGUCAGAUUAAAUGGUGCAAACCCAGUGGAUUGAAUGACAACAAAACGAUCAGAACCGACUUGCUAGAACUGACUGAAAAGGUCACUUUCUACUCAAGGCUUUCUGCUUUAGCUCUGCUGUCCCUCCUCUGCAUUUCUUUCAUGACUGUCCUCGUUUGGAGUGACUGUAAAACCAGACCUCUGGAGCAGCUGAAGAAGUGGGAUGAGCAAACACAACAAACAUCUCUAAGCGGCACGGAAGCAGAACUACAGCAGCCACCAGUUUGAACACUUCAAAAACAACCAGUAUAGGUUUAUGCUUUUAUCUGGAACAACUUUUGAAUUUUGGAAAAUUUGUCACUAUACAGGAUAUGAGUACCACACAAUCAUUUUCUAAAGCACUUCUGAACACUAGUAGAAAGAGACGCUCUUGGCAAGCAAUACUGUCUUAAUAGUAUAUUUUAAAUGAAUAAAGCUGAUUAUUAAUAAC
This is a messenger RNA of Danio rerio (zebrafish), 993 nucleotides long. The record is from RefSeq and is a predicted model, not a curated record. NCBI's taxonomy places the organism in Eukaryota, Metazoa, Chordata, Actinopteri, Cypriniformes, Danionidae.